AUGCUCGACGAAAACCUCCCAACUUUCCAGUUCAAGCAGCAACCCGAGAAGCCACUGUCGUGCCCCGUCUACUUCACGAGGAACGGCUCCGAGCCGGCAGCAGAGUAUGUCUUCGAGCGCGCACACCCGAGCACGACCCCGGCGGCCGCCAAUAAAUAUGCCGUGGCACUGAAGGACCCAUACGCCCAGGAUGUGGUCUACGCCGAAGUCGUCGUCUCGCCCGAGUGGCAGCAACCCACCCUGUCCGCCGCCGAGAUCAGAGCAACGGGACAAGGGCAGAACAGCAGCAGCAGCAACAGUCCUGCGCCCGCGCCUGUGAUCCCAGACACGUUCACCAUCCAGCUCUACGACCCAGACCAGUCAGUCGUCGUGCGGUACAUCCCUGGCUCGCUCACCAGGACAGAGAGCUGGGAGUUCGAGAUGCUGUCGCAGAGCUUCAAGAUGCCCACGCCCUCGCAGCUCGACAGGCAGGGCGGGAACCAGGCGGGCGGCAUCGCCGACUUCCGCCCGCGGAACAUGUUCAAGUGGAAGCGGGAAGGGCGCCUCACCAAGGACAUGACGUGCUACAACGUCGGCAAGAGCCUGGGCAAGCACAAGAGCAAGGAGCCCGACAUCACCAUCGCCCUGUUCAAGAUGGGCCGCGAGACCGCCGUCACUGUCUACGAGCCCAACCUGCGGCGCGUCGAGAUGGAGGACCGCAAGGGCCUGGACAUUGUGCUGGUCCUCGGCGCCGAGGUCAUCCGGGAUCUGUACCUGGCCCCCGAGAAGAGGCCUGAUCUUUUCAACACCGGCACCGUGGUUCCUUCUCCUCCGCUCCCAUCUGGUGCUUUUGGCCGGGCGCCGACAAAUGGUACUCCAGUGGCCAUGUCUGGGGCCAUCGGCUCUGCUCCGCCGCUCGCGUCGACCUCCACAGCGAAUGUGGCAUCGUCGUCGUCCUCCUCCACAAAACCGAACGGGUCAGGGAUCGACCCGGAGACGCUCAGGCUGAUGAAGCAGAUGAAGAAGGAGGACGACGAGCAGCUGAAGCGACAGGCGCGCGAGCGGCAGAGGCGGGAGGCCGAGGAGAGGAGGCACGUCGAAGAGAUGCUCAAGCAGGAGGAAAACGAGAACCGCAGGCGCCAGGCCGAGGUGGACAGGGAGACGGAGAGGCUGCGGCAGCUGUACGGCGUUCAGGGCCAGGACCUCUUGCCCACAGGCGGCCGGCCGCUGCCGGGUGCGCGGCAGAACUCCGACCCACCCCGUCAGCAGUCUUACGGCCCGCCACAGCAGCAUCACCCGACCUUUGCCCCUCCGCCGCAGCAGCCACAGAGGCCUACGAGUGUCGGCCCUGGG
Molecule: messenger RNA, 1332 nt
Organism: Cryphonectria parasitica EP155
Lineage: Eukaryota; Fungi; Ascomycota; Sordariomycetes; Diaporthales; Cryphonectriaceae
Exons: 2
Source: RefSeq, a predicted model, not a curated record